Molecule: messenger RNA, 972 nt
Organism: Lecanosticta acicola
Lineage: Eukaryota; Fungi; Ascomycota; Dothideomycetes; Mycosphaerellales; Mycosphaerellaceae
Source: the annotation of a GenBank genome assembly
AUGCCACCGAAAAAGACGGCUGCCGAGAAGAAGCAGACUGCUGAGAAGAAGGCCGCUGAGAGGAAGACCGCUAAGGAGAAGGCCGCUGAGGAGAAGGCCGCGAAGGAGAAGACAACUGAGGAAAACGCCAAAGUUAUCAAGAGAGCAGCGAGAACAAAGACGACCUACACGAAACAAGAAGUCGACGCCAGUGAGAAUCCCAAAGCGUUCUAUCAUAGAGGUUUCGGACAUUGGGCUCGCAAAGAAGAUCUUCCACCACCGCAGAAGACUAGGGCGCCGUCGAAGAAGACGCAGCCAGUCUCCUCCACUAGGACUACCAGAGGAAAUGCCGGCAAGGGAAAGGAAACAGAGAAGGCCGUCAGAUUCGAACAGCCUCCCGCUGUCUCUCCACCACCACGACGUAUCAACACGCCCCCGGCCAUCAGCACGGUAAAAGUCACCAUCCGAAAAGGCACGCAUGGAGUCGGUCUCCCCCUCGAAGCACGCCAACGCCUGCACUUCUACCGCCGGCAGGUCGAAAACAUCUACGAUCUGAUCCGACUCGAGGGACUAGGGGAGGCGACGGAGCCGCUCAUGGGAGCGCUUUGGACUGCGAUUCACGACGAAGAUCAGGGCUUCCAAUCGCUGGUGACGAGCGAUUUGGAGCCGGAUGGAGACUCCCCGUUUCCCUCGCCUGCGGAUCCGCGCGCGCCGAGUCCCAAGACGGCGACUCGUCCUCAGCCACCCGCGCCGCCGAAUUUUGAGAAGCAGGCCGCCAGUUCUUCGGGGAUGUCUGGCUCGAAGGAUGGGGGAGGUGGAUCCCGUACGAGGAGUAAGUCGCCCUCGCCGGCCGGUGGCGCCAAGGCCAAGAAGCGCAAGGCUGUCCAUCAGCCAGAGGAGGUGGAAGAUGAGGAGACUCCCGUCGAGGGCAAGGGCGAGGGACCUACGAGAAAGAAGUCCCCGAAGAGGGCGAAGGGGGAUCCUACCGAGUAA